AUGUCAGAGAAGGCCUCCAGUCUUCCGGUCGACAUGUGGAAUAUGCCCCACGACGACUCCCUAUUCUCGGUCAUGGCUGCCGAACUCAGCGUUUUCUCUCAAGUCGAACUCGAGGCAGUACGCCUCUGGUGGGCGAGGAGUGAGAAGAGCAGCGAAACAGCCAACGACUGUCAGACCAGUUAA
Messenger RNA from Letharia columbiana, 183 nucleotides. RefSeq lists its product as uncharacterized. NCBI's taxonomy places the organism in Eukaryota, Fungi, Ascomycota, Lecanoromycetes, Lecanorales, Parmeliaceae. The transcript has a single exon. Bases 1 to 183 code for a protein of 60 amino acids. The record is from RefSeq and is a predicted model, not a curated record.